Pseudonaja textilis is the source of this 1054-nucleotide messenger RNA. Lineage: Eukaryota; Metazoa; Chordata; Lepidosauria; Squamata; Elapidae. The record is from RefSeq and is a predicted model, not a curated record.
UCUCUGCCUCAGUCCAAAUGUGUGCAAAAUUGUCGUCCUGGAUUUGUCAAGAGGGCUCGAGAAGGAGAGCCAAUUUGCUGCUAUGAUUGCGUUCCUUGUCCAGAAGGAACCAUCUCUACUCAGGAAGAUACGGAAGAAUGCACCAAAUGUCCUGAUGAUAAAUAUCCAAAUGAGGACCGAGUCCAAUGUAUCCCCAAAAGAGUAACCUUCUUGUCCUAUGAAGAACAUCUGGGAUUCAUUCUGGUCUCUGUUGCCCUAUUUCUGUUCCUAACCACAGCUCUUCUUUUAAUCAUAUUCAUUAAAUAUCGAGAAACUCCCAUUGUGAAAGCUAACAAUCGGGACCUCUCUUACAUUCUCCUGGUCUCCCACCUCUUUGGUCUCUUGUCCCCUUUUCUCUUUAUUGGUCAACCAAGGAAAACUACUUGCCUUCUGCGACAAACUGUGUUCAGCCUCAUCUUCUCAGUUGCCAUUUCAGCUCUCUUGGCCAAAAGCAUCACAGUGGUGCUGGCUUUCAUGGCCACAAAACCAGGCAAUCGAGUGAGGAGAUGGUUGGGGAAGAGCUUGGCCAAUGCCAUCAUCCUUUUUUGUUCUGCAGUCCAAAUUAUCAUCGGCUCCAUCUGGCAGGGAGUUUCUCCACCAUUCCCUGACUCUGACUUCCACUCCCAGCCUGGAGAGAUUAUCCUGCAAUGCAACGAAGGGUCUGUGUUCAUGUUCUACAUCACUCUCAGCUACAUGGGCUUCCUGGCUGCCAUCUGCUUCACAGUAGCUUUCCUGGCCAGGAAACUGCCUGGGGCCUUCAACGAAGCCAAGCUGAUCACCUUCAGCAUGCUUGUCUUCUGCAGUGUUUGGGUGACUUUUGUGCCCACUUAUCUGAGCACCAAAGGGAAAUAUAUGGUGGCUGUUCAGGUCUUCUCCAUUUUGGCCUCCAAUGCUGGGCUGCUGGGCUGUAUCUUUAUCCCCAAGUGCUGCAUUAUCCUUCUGAGGCCAGAUCUGAAUACAAAGGCGCAGCUUACAACCAGAAGAAAUAUAAACAUUUGACAGAGGAAAUUCAAGU